AUCUCAAUACAAGCUACAAACCCCACUUUGUGUUCUCUCUGCUCUUUCCAUCUCAUCUUUUCUCAUUUGCCGGCCACCGACACAUCAUCAUUCCGGCGAACUUCUCAUCUAUUGCCGCAGAACCGCCGCCCCACUACCAUUUGGCUUAUAUUUCCAUCUCUCCGGUUGAAACCAGAAUCGACUUCUUUCAAAUGCUCUUUGUCGGUAGAUUCUAAAAUCUGGUUGAGGAUUGUAGAAAAAUUCAAUGCGCUUGUGAAAUAAACGCUGUUUUUUAUUUCUGUAUAAUUUUGUCCAUAAAUGGUUCCCUGAAAACCUAGUAAUUAUGUGCAAUUAGAUGAGAGAAAAAACGGUGCAUUUUGCUGAGAAUUAAUAUCACCGAAAAACUUGCAAAACUUGCUUAUUUCAUGGUAGACAAGUCUGCCAUUAAAUUGUAGUUUGGAUCCGCCAUAAUUGCGUUCCCUACAAAAUUCGGAUCUCGAUAUUACAUCCUAUUCAUAUCGUUCCGGCGGCGACAAUUUAGCGGUUAUCUUCAUCAAUCCAGAUCCUUCUUUUGGUACUAAAAUAAUCAGUGUUUGAGUUGUGGAUGUAUGAGAGAGAUGUGCAAGGUAGACGAUAGAGAUAAGAUGAAGCAGAAGAAGAGGUUUUCAAUCGGUACAAUGGGGUUGAAGAGCUUGGGAGUUUGUAGAGUUGAAAAGUUAAAAAGUUCAAUGGUGAAUGCUAGGUCUCCGAGAAUGAAGCUGUGGUUAAUUAGGGCAACGACGACUGUGUUGUUGUGGACAUGCUUCGUUCAGCUUACAGCAUUAGGGGGUACAUGGGGACCUAGGGUUUUGAAAGGUUGGCCUUCUUGCUUUACUCAAGAUUCACAUUCUGCUUCUGCUUUAGAUCUAAAGUUGUUGCCCACUGUUCCAGCCAGAGUCCUUCCACCCAAGAGGGUCUACAAGAACAACGGUUACUUAGUCGUUUCAUGUAAUGGAGGACUCAAUCAAAUGCGUUCUGCUAUUUGCGACAUGGUUGCAAUUGCUAGAUAUUUAAAUGUUACACUUAUAGUCCCCGAGCUUGAUAAAACUUCUUUCUGGUCUGAUCCAAGUGAGUUUGAGGACAUUUUUGAUGUUGAUCAUUUCAUCACAUCCUUAAGAGAUGAAGUACGUGUUCUUAAACAGCUUCCACCAAGGCUUAAAAAGAGGGUCGAAUUGGGAAUUGUGCACACCAUGCCUCCUGUUAGCUGGUCUGAUAUUUCCUACUACCAUAACCAGAUUCUUCCAUUGAUUCAAAAAAUACAAAGUUGUGCAUUUGAAUAG
Messenger RNA from Lactuca virosa, 1298 nucleotides. The record is from the annotation of a GenBank genome assembly. Lineage: Eukaryota; Viridiplantae; Streptophyta; Magnoliopsida; Asterales; Asteraceae.